AUGGCCGCUUUCGGGCUGCUCAGCUAUGAGCACCGCCCGCUCAAGCGGCCGCGCCUGGGGCCGCCCGACGUCUGCCCUCAGGACCCGCGGCAGAAGGAGGAUGAGCUCCCUGCAGUGAAUGUAAAGCAAGGCUUCAGUACUCAGCCUGCCUUCUCCGGGGAUGAGCGUGGAUCUGCCAGGAACGUUGUCAUCAAUGCCUCCAAGGGUGGUUCUUACUUCAGCAGCAUACUGGCAGAAAAGCUCAAGCUCAACACUUCCCAGGACACAGGAAGGAAGAAACCACAAGUAAAUGCCAAAGACAACUACUGGCUGGUUACUGCUCAGUCUCAGAGUGCCAUUCACAACUGGUUCAUGGAUUUAGCAGGAAGUAAACCACUGACUCUCUUAGCCAAAAAGAUACCAAAAUGCUCCUGCCUCUUAGAAUGGACUCAGAUUAUAACUAAAUUCCUUCGAGAGCAGCUGGUGAAGGUUGCAGAGUUCUACCACCUGACUGCCAGUCCAGGCAGCAGCUCUGUAGUGAUGCCUCAAGAGAUGGAACAAGCCCUGAAGCAGUGGGAAUAUAAUGAAAAAUUGUCCUUUUAUCUCUUUUGGGAAGGAAUGCUGGAGAGACAUGAAUAUUUAACAUGGGUACUGGACAUUCUGGAAAAAAUCAGACCCACUGAUGAUGACCUUCUCAAGCUGUUGUUGCCACUGAUGUUGCAGUACUCGGAGUUUGUUCCAUCAGCCUACCUGUCCCGCUGCCUCGCCUGCUUCUGCCUGCUGCUGGGUGAUGCCCCCAGCCUCCUGGCUGCACCCCCUUCUCAUCUGAUCCUUGGGCAGGUCACCCUGCCCUGGCAGCCGCCUGGCUCCUGGCGGAGCCCGGUUCAGCUGCCCUGCUCCGAGAUCCUCUCCUGCCCUCAGCACCGGCCGCUGCUGUAUGGACUCAGCUGUAUGCUGCAGAGACUGUAACUCUGUUGCCCAAGUGCCUUGGUGUGGAAUUAUUCCACCAAUUUUCAUUGAAGUUCGUAAGUUUCAUUUCAGGUUCAUAAGAACCUGAAUCCAGGCUCACGUCUGGAUUUACUUCAUGUUGCUCCAUCUGGUUUGCCAAUGCCAGGGGGGAACUCAGCCUUUAAUCAGCAGGUUAGGGCAAAGAUUUCUGAAGUAGAAGAGCAGAUCAAACCAAGAGGCCAAGCUGUGGAGGUUCGGUGAUCUUUUUACAAGUGCCAAGAAUCAACUGCAGGGGUGACCAUCAGCAGAGUGUGGCACACCUUGGAGGUGUUGGAUCGGCACUGCUCCAACAGGUUGGACUCCAGCAGUUCCCCAGAGACUCUUUAUCACAAGAUUUUCUGGGCAAACCAAAGUAAAGAUACUCAAGAAGGAGCCCCCAGCGAUGAGGCCGUGGUGAUGCUGCUCUGUGAAUGGGCUGUGAGCUGCAAAAGGUCUGGUAAGCGCAGGGCCAUGGCUGUAGUCAAGCAGCUGGAGAAGAGGCAAGCAGAAAUUGAAGCAGAAAGAUGUGGGGAAUCUGAGGUCCUGGAUGAAAAGGAAUCCCUGUCUUCAGCCUCCUUGGCAGGUUCCAGUCUUCCUGUCUUUCAGAAUGUCCCUCUAAGGUUUUUGGAUACACAAGCUCCCUGGUUAUCUGAUCCAAACAGUGACCAGGAGAAGACAGAGUUUGUGAACUUGGUGCUGCUGUUCUCUGAAUUCACCCAGCACAGCGUUUUCUCCCACGAUGCCUACAUGUGCGCUUUCAUAGCCUGGGGAGACUUGUCCAUCACUGCAACCCCCAGACCACAGUCACCUCCUGGGGACAUGGGGCAGCAACAUUGCUCCAAGGACCAUGAUGUGAAACUGCAGGACCAUAGUGGUAUGGAACACAUGGGCAUUGACUCAGGAGCCACCAGUGUUUUUGAUGAUGUAGACAAGAGUGACUUUAAGGCAGAAUUUGAUUUGGAGUUUCCAGAUUUCUCUCUGAUGCCUGGGGAGCCCUGUGAGAGUGUGAACCCCUCCUUAGACAGAAGGAUUUCAGCUGCCAGCAAGAAGUCAGUCAAGAGGGAAGGACUGAGGGAAGUGAUUUUCCCAUCCAAUUAUGACCUCCUGUGCCACUUGCAGUACGCAACGCAUUUCCCUGUGCCUCUGGACCAGUCCUCCAGCCACGAGUGCAACCAGCGCAUGGUCCUGCUGCACAGCGCGGGCAAGGAGUGGGACAAAGCCAGGCAGCAGCUGAAGAGGAUCACCAAGGACAUCCUCAAGAUUCUGAACAAGAGGAGCACCACUCAGCUGGGUGGAGAGGUUGGGGAUGAAGAGCAAAAAGCCAGGAAGAUGAAGCAAGAGGCAUUUCCCAGCCUGGAGACUGUGUUCACAAAACUGCAGAAGCUGUCCUGUUUUGAUCAACACCAGGUGACGUCUCAGAUCUCCAGUAAUGUCCUGGAACAGACCACAAGCUUUGCCUCAGGGACAUCCUAUCAUCUGCCCUUGGCUCACCACAUCCAGCUCAUCUUCGAUCUGAUGGAGCUGGUGCUGAACAUCAAUGGGCUGAUAGACUUUGCAUACAGGCAAGCAGAGGUCGUGCUGGGGGGCGACGCCGAAAUCGGCAGCACCAACGUCAGCUCCUUGAAGGGUGACGACUUCCACAAGGGAGGCUUGUUAGAUGAGCUCACGGAGGAGGAGAUCUGGGGGUCCUCUCAGCCUCUGGAGCCCUGGGGAAAAGCUGCUCCCAUAGAAACUGCCAGCCUGACCAAGUAUGCUCGCUAUGUGCUGAGAACCAUCUGCCAGCAGGAGUGGGUGCCUGAGAGGCUCUGCACAGACAAAGAUCUGAUUUUGGACCCUGUUCUUUCAAACAAGCAAGCACAGAAACUCCUCCAGCUUAUCUGUUACCCUCAUGGCAUUCAAGAGUGCUCCGAGGGUGAGAACCCUCAGAGGCAGCACAUCAAACAAAUACUUCAGAAUUUAGACCAAUGGACUCUGCAGCAGUCCUGGCUGGAGCUGCAGCUGAUGAUCAGGCAGUUCAUGAAGGAGCCUGAUUCUGGGGCUGUGGUUGACGUGAACAGCUUGUUGGAUAAUAUUGCAAAGGCAACAAUAGAGAUGCUUGAGCACUCUGCUGAUCUAAACAGCCUCAAGUGUGCAGGUUGUACAAUGCCCAGAGCAAGCAUGUCUCUCCUGAGCCAGCAGCCUUUCCUCUCACUGGUACUCACUUGCCUUAAGGGACAGGAUGAGCAGCAGGAAGGGCUCCUGGCAUCUCUGCAGACCCAAGUGAAUCAGAAGGAGCUCGGGGACAAGCGGUCGGAGAGCAUCGCCAGGGUGCGGCAGCUGCUGCCCCUGCCCAAGCACACCUGCGAGCCCAUGGGCUCCCUCAUCGACACCAAGGGGAACAAGAUCGCGGGCUUUGACGCCAUUGACAAGAAGCAGGGUCUUCAGGUUUCCACAAAACAAAAGGUGUUCCCUUGGGAUUUAUUUGAAGGUCACAGAACUCCUGCUCCUCUCUCCUGGGCGUGGUUUGGUUCCGUUGGUGUCGACAGGAAGGUGAUAAAGUACGAGGAGCAGCAGCACCUCCUCCUCCAACACACACACCCCAAGCCCAAGUCAAGGACUUACUGCCUCGAGCCCUUGCCCCUUCCUCCAGAAGAUGAGGAGGAGGAGGAGAAGCCCAGCACACCUGUGUCUCAGGAACCAGAAAGAAAGUUAGGAGAGCUCUGUGACCAAGGCAAACAUGCCAUGGAUGAUGAGAAGAAGACAAAGGGCAGGAAGAGGAAGUCAAAGUUAAGCUCAAGGGCUGAUGAAUACCCCCAGAGCAGCCUCUACAGACUGCCUCCCACCUACUCUCCCCUGAUGCUGCCCCAUCCUCAGCCUGCCCUCUGGGGCUACAGCGUCCUGGGGCAGCCAGCCACCACAGCCCAGCUUCUUCAGGCAGGGCCAGCCCCUCCAGGUGGCUCCAGGCUGGAUGCAGCAGGCUCCUUUGUCCCAUUCCACACCAAGCAAGCCCUCUGCAACCUGCUGCAGUGGCACUUGGGCACCGUGCUGCAGCCCCCCUCCGUCCAUGCAGUCACCCCCCAGCAGCAGCUGCUGCAGAUGAAGCUCCUGCAGCAAGAACAGCAACAGCAGCUCCUCAGGCAGCAGGCACAGUCACAGCUGCUCCAGCAGGGUCAGCUGAUGGACCAAGCUGCUAUUUUCUCUCCCCAAGUUCACCCCCAGUCACAGCUCCCAGGGUUGGAGCAAGCACAGAGCCUGCCCCAUGGCUACACCACGUACAGCACCCUGCCUUUGCAGCAGCAGCAUGGGGCCCUGGUGCUGCCCCCCAGCUACACCCCCAGGACCUACCCUGCAGCCCACCCCAGCCCCUCACUGAUGGAGCAGCUGCAGCAGAUGCAGCCCGGAGGGUACCUCCUGCAGCAGACUGCUGCCUACGCCCCGAGGUAA
Messenger RNA from Indicator indicator, 4389 nucleotides. RefSeq names its product mediator complex subunit 12L (gene MED12L). Gene Ontology annotation, molecular function: beta-catenin binding; transcription coactivator activity. Lineage: Eukaryota; Metazoa; Chordata; Aves; Piciformes; Indicatoridae. The record is from RefSeq and is a predicted model, not a curated record. Gene Ontology annotation, cellular component: mediator complex. Gene Ontology annotation, biological process: regulation of transcription by RNA polymerase II.